AUAUUUAGCUAUGCAAUUUGCAUUAGUGAAAGGUCAAAAGACAAAUCCGUCGCUAGCUGCCAAGAUCUUGCGAAGGAAAUAUGGAUGGAAAUACAGACUUUUCUGGCGUUUCGGAUGAAUGCACGGCAGAAUACAUUCUCAGUAAUGUGGCAGAAGUAGUGGAGAGAAUUUUGAUGUUUGUACCAACCAAAUCCCUGCUCCAAAUUGCUUGUGUUUGCAGACUGUGGAUGAACUGUGCACGGAGAGUACUGAGGGUCCAGCAGAAGUUGACGUGGGUGUCUGCCUCUGGACCGUCCAACUAUGACGGCCAUGCUCUCUGCCACAGCCUGGCUGAAGAAGUGGAGAAUGUAUACCUGCUGCCCAAAACAGUCUUGGUUAUGGUGGACAGCGAUACCUUCAGUGGACAAGACUCUUGCUACAAGCAGAAAAAGGCACGCAAGACCCACCACAGUCCAGACUCAGUGGAGGAACUGAACAAGCUGUUCCCCAAUGGAUGUGACAUCAUGGCCAUCGCCACGCCUGGUGUUGUUUUAACUCCCAGUGGCUCCCACUCGGGUCCACCGAAGGAGUUCCAAGAAGGAGAAGCUGGCUAUGCUAUCAUGUUCCCUAGGAUGGAGGGAGUGGACAUCCGCCCCUUUCACUUCUGCAAACGCACCAUCUCAGAGUCACACCUGGAGGAAGCAGGGCUGGUGAAUAACCCUGAUCUGCGUGUGGUGCUGCUCUUUGGCUAUGAAGCCUACAAACCCGGAGCAGCCCGCUUCCUUAACCAGGUCCUGGAGCCUUUGGCACGCAGCAAGGCUCUCAUCGCUGGGGGCCAUGUGGAGAAUGUCUUCUCCCCUGAAAGAGAGUGCUGUGGCCGGGGGUCGUACGGCGUGGUGGGUCUGGCUCUGAGCGGUCCAAGGAUCCAGGGGGCCAGUGUUCUCCUGGAGCAGGACGUGAGCAGCCCCAAGGCUGCCGAGGCCACCAUACGGAGACUGAAAGCCGCCAACCUCCCAGAGAGGAACACCCUGGGCUUCAUGUUUGCCUGCGUGGGCCGCGGACACAACUAUUACAACAACCAACGUAACGUGGAGGCUGACACCUUCCGCAAGGUGUUCCCCAACAUCCCACUGUUUGGCUUCUUUGGUAACGGGGAGAUUGGGUGUGAUCGUAUCGUGAAGGAGGACUAUACUCUGUGUGACACGGAUACGGACAGUCUGCAGCAUGGAUACACCACUGUUAUGACCCUAGUUCACCUUGGCUGAGGAGUCGAUGGUCAUAUUUACAUUCAAACUACAGUUUGUUUUGUUCACUUCAUGUUCCUAUUGAUUAGGUACAAAACAGAAGAAAACCGGAAGAAGCAGAGAGGUACUAUCAUAACUAGUCCAAUAAGAAACACCCGUUUUACGUUGCAAAAUGUUUUGAAAUGGCGUGCCCUAAUGAAUACAACCCGGGUGUCUAGUUCAGAAGACUGCCUGUGCACGUAACAAUCAGGAUCAACAACAUUUUGGUUGUAGAAUCUUAUCUCUCAGCCAUGGUGGUAUGUGAUGCUGUUUGAAGUGGCUUACAACAUGUACAUGUCUUUCUUUUUGUUGUGUUCAACUUUUCCCAAUGUAAAGUUUUAACUUUGUCAAUUUUGGAAGGGAAAUGCAAUGUUUUAUCUGCUGCAAUAGAGGUAAAUAGUUACUUGAUCAUGCAUUGAUCAGUUUGAAACUUGAAUAGGAAAUAUUGCUGAUAUGUUAGUGAGUUUAACAAGGUGCUGAUGGGAAUCAGAGAAGAAAAUACUGUCCCUUCAUCUCAGUCCUUUGUUACAAAAUAAUACAGUGGACUUCCCCAUUUAAAACACAUAUAUAUUAUCCUGAAUUACUCACCAAAUGUUACGCUCAUAUUCAAAACAAAGAACUGAAACUAACUAACUAAUCUUGACCAGAUGGUUUCUUACACCUUAUAGUGAAAAGUUACUGACACUUCAUGUCCAAUUAACAAAUAUAAUUGUUAUUAAUUAUUAUAAAUAAUUGUUGAGAUUACCGAUCAGGCACUUUUUAGUUAAGAAGAUAAGGAAAGUAACAUGUUUUGAACCUUUGAGAAAAAUUCAGUUUGUCUUGAUUUCAAUGUUUUCUCCGGUAUGUGCUUUGACACAUGCCCCUCUUUUAGUGUUAGAUAUGGAGAAACCCUUUUUGAAAUGCAAUUAAAUCAAGGCCUAUUCCUCCUACCUUUAUAAGACUAUUUCACACACUGGGCAAUUCCACGAUAACAGAGUGAGGCUGAGACUCUGAUUUUUCACUUGAAAUUUUAUGUCAAACAGAAAGCAAUGAUUGCAAAGUUAAACCAACCAUACAACUCUAUGCAUAAGGAUGACUUUUAUAAAGACAUUUACUUGAAGAACAGAACAGUGAACAGUGGGGCGGCAGGUAGCCUAGUGGUUAGAGCGUUGGGCCAGUAACUGAAAUGUUGCUAGAUCGAAUCCCUGAGCUGACAAAGUAAAAAUCUGUUGUUCUGCCCCUGAACAAGGCACUAGGCCGUCAUUGUAAAUAAGAAUUUGUUCUUAACUGACGUGCCUAGUUAAAAAAAAAAAAGUUUAAGAUGAAGAGUUUGAUAACAGAAUGAGGCUUUGUGCUGUUAUUGUGGAAUUUACUCACUAGCUUCUAUUUACUCAUGGAUUCUGUGGUUUAGACAAAAUCUUUCUCUCUGUUGUGUCGUUCUUCAUAUUUGUUGCUUCAUUGGAGCUGAUGGUUUUAAAAUGUGUUAUUUUACGUGUUCUACUCCCAAACAGGGUAUUCCAGCCAUUAUAUGAUUGUGUGAUAAACAUACCAUGUACAAACAGUUUUGUAGUUGGGAUUCUGUACAAUAUUCUGCUUAAUUCAUUGAAUUUACGAACAUAUGAUUCUGAAGACAUUCCUGAUGACAGUAUUUGUUUUGUUUAUGAGGUAUGAAGGUAUGAACACAUGAGCAAUGUUUAGGAAGUUCAAAACAGUUCUUUGGAGAUGAAUGUGCAAUUUUACCAACCUAUAUGUUUGGCUAAAUGGUUUUGAUUGCAUCGUUUUUUUAUUUAGAAUAAGCUAUUUUAAGGUAUAACUUUUCAGUAUAGCCGGAUACUCUGUAAUGGGGGAAAUGUAAGAUCACUGUUCAUAGUUUUCUGUGACCUAACUUUUCCCAAAUAAUACUGUACACUCAACAGAGGUUUUCAUCUGGAUAACAAACUUAUUUUAAUAGCAGACAUAUUUUAGGAACAUGCAUCUUUGUUACCUUAUACACUUUCAUUAUGUUCAUUGUAGAGCUAAUGGGAUUAUUUUAAAAUUGUUCUUUAAAUCGUUUUCCCUGGAAUUAAUAUGAUGAGCAAAAUGUUUAAGGUGUACAAGCACUUUUCAACUAUGUGUGCCAAAUAUGUUUGAUUUAUUUCAAAUUCAAUACAUUUAAAUAAAUGACUGCCAUUGAAAUGUC
Messenger RNA from Oncorhynchus mykiss (rainbow trout), 3420 nucleotides. RefSeq names its product F-box only protein 22. The record is from RefSeq and is a predicted model, not a curated record. Gene Ontology annotation, molecular function: protein binding. Lineage: Eukaryota; Metazoa; Chordata; Actinopteri; Salmoniformes; Salmonidae. Gene Ontology annotation, biological process: regulation of skeletal muscle fiber development; positive regulation of proteasomal ubiquitin-dependent protein catabolic process; protein polyubiquitination.